GCAGCUUCUAUAAUACUGUUACCGGAGGAAGCACAUCCAUUCUCCUCUGCAAAGACUGAAGGAGUGAAGAAAACCCUAAAACCCUAGAAUUUCUGAAUUCAGCUAAGACAGUGUCUCCUUCGCGCACAGGAAGAGGAAUUCGAGGAAAAGAGGAGCCAAUGGACUUCGACGAGUACGAAUACCUGGAAAAGACAGUGGAGGAAGACGUAGAUUCCUCCAAGAAGAAGAAGGACAUCACGGACAAGAUCGAGAGAAGUUACCGGAAGCGCGACGUCGACGACGAUCUCCACGCCGACGACAGAAGGAGCAAGAGGAGGGGCGACGACGACAACGGUGGUUCCAAGAAAGAUCGCGACAGAGACAGGGAUAGGGACAGAGAACGGGAACGUGACCGUUCCUCCGGUCGUCACAGGAGCGAGAGGGAGAGAGAUGGAGAGAAGAAAGAGAGGGAUAAGGAUAGGGAGAGGAGGGAUAAGGAUAAGGACAAGGAUAGGGAUAGGAGAGAUCGUGAUAGGGAUAAAGAAAAGGAGCGCGAGAGAAGAGAGAGGGAUAGGGAACGAGAGGAGAGAGAGAGAUCCAGAAGGAGCGGGAGUCGCUCCGAGAGAGACAGAGACCGGGAGCGAGAUUUCGAAAUGCGCGAUGGACGGAGAUUUAGGGAUAAGAAAGAGGCCGUGGAACCCGAGGCAGAUCCAGAAAGGGACCAGAGAACUGUUUUUGCCUACCAGAUGCCAUUAAAAGCAACCGAGAGAGAUGUGUAUGAGUUCUUCUCAAAAGCUGGCAAGGUGAGAGAUGUUCGUCUGAUCAUGGAUAGGAACUCAAGACGAUCCAAAGGAGUUGGGUAUAUUGAAUUUUAUGAUGCAAUGUCAGUGCCAAUGGCUAUUGCUCUCUCUGGUCAACUUCUUCUUGGACAACCUGUAAUGGUGAAACCUUCUGAAGCUGAAAAGAACCUUGUUCAGUCUAACGCUUCUGGUGGAGUAGCUGGUGUAGCUGGUCCUUAUGGAGCUGUGGACAGAAAAUUGUAUGUGGGGAAUCUUCACUUCAAUAUGACGGAGAGUCAGCUACGGGAGAUUUUUGAGCCAUUCGGUCCUGUUGAGGUUGUCCAACUGCCUCUUGACUUGGAAACAGGCCACUGCAAGGGUUUUGGGUUUGUUCAAUUUACCCAUCUUGAACAUGCCAAGGCUGCUCAGAGUUUAAAUGGAAAAUUGGAGAUUGCUGGCAGGACUAUCAAGGUCUCAUGUGUAACGGAUCAUGUUGGAAGCCAAGAUACCACUGCAAAAUCGGCAGACUUAGAUGAUGAUGAAGGUGGAUUGACUUUAAAUGCUCACUCCAGAGCAUUGCUUAUGCAGAGGCUGGCUGGUGCUGACAUUUCUGCAAGCAUGGGUAUGCCUGUUGUGAAUGGCUCAGUUCCUGCUCAGCAGGCUGUUAGCUUACCUAUUGGUGCACCAGGUCUUCCAGCGCAAGUUAUGCCUACCCCAGUGGUAGAACCUGUAGGAAGCCCGAGCGAGUGUUUACUUUUAAAGAAUAUGUUUGAUCCUAGCACUGAGUCGGAACCAGAUUUUGAUAUAGACAUUAAAGAAGAUGUAGAGGAAGAGUGUUCUAAAUAUGGCCGGGUGAAGCAUAUUUUUGUUGACAAAAAAAGCGCAGGUUUUGUCUAUUUGCAAUUUGAAACAGUGGAAGCAGCGAGUGCUGCUCAACAUGCAAUGCACAUGAGAUGGUUUGCACGAAGGUUAAUUUCAGCAAUCUUCAUGCAACCACAAUUAUAUGAAUCCAAGUUUAAAGGGGAGUGAAGAAAAUUCAUACAUGCCUCGGGGCUCCUGAUGAUACAAUAUGCAUAAUUUUGAGGUCUUCAAUUUUCAUAAAAUUAAGCUCUAGUUUAUUUAGAUUUUGAUUCAUGAAUUGUAUUAGAUUACAGAGAUGGUAGUGUUAAUGUUGGCGAUAUUUAUGAUCAGUUUAACGUUGAGCAUGUCAAUGCAUUCUAAAAAUCUUUCAUACCGUUCAUCUUGUUGUGAAAUGUAGAAUAUCUUGUAUCUUUUAUUGGGCAUUAAUCAUUUA
Messenger RNA from Vigna unguiculata (cowpea), 2052 nucleotides. Its product is annotated as Splicing factor, CC1-like protein. The record is from RefSeq and is a predicted model, not a curated record. Gene Ontology annotation, cellular component: nucleus. NCBI's taxonomy places the organism in Eukaryota, Viridiplantae, Streptophyta, Magnoliopsida, Fabales, Fabaceae. Gene Ontology annotation, molecular function: RNA binding. Gene Ontology annotation, biological process: mRNA processing.